This is a messenger RNA of Penaeus monodon (black tiger shrimp), 3097 nucleotides long. RefSeq lists its product as uncharacterized. Gene Ontology annotation, molecular function: phosphatidylinositol bisphosphate binding. Lineage: Eukaryota; Metazoa; Arthropoda; Malacostraca; Decapoda; Penaeidae. The record is from RefSeq and is a predicted model, not a curated record. Gene Ontology annotation, cellular component: membrane.
UUUCCGUUUUGCAUAUUUAUUUAUUUAUAGUAUGCGCAACAGUUAUACUUAACAGGGAAGAGAAACUGGUUAUCACGGGUGUAUUUUGAGCGUUAGCUCUCACUCCAGCACAGGACAUCACACAGACAGCAUGGGCGGCGAAUACGUGUGCACGCUGAGUGAGGAGCUGAUCCAGAGGGCCAAGGAUGAGCUCGGUGAAGACCCCGCAAGGAGAGCUCAGGACAUCGAACACAUCAGGGACUGGCUGAAGCACCAACCGCACAUCAGGGCCCGCACAGAUGACUGGACAAUCCUCAGAUUCCUGCGAGGCUGCAAGUUCUCCCUCGAAAGGACGAAGGAAAAGCUAGACAUGUUCUACACCUGCAAGAGCCUCUGUCCCGAAUGGUACACAAACAGGGACCCGCAGGAGAAGAAGAUGCGGGAGAUACUUGAAUUGGGCAUGUUCCUCCCAGUCCCCGGCCACGACCACCUGGGACGCAAAGUGGUGAUCAUCCGCACGGCUCUGCACGACCCCAGGACGACCACGAUGGACGAGGUGUUCAAGGCGACGCAUCUGAUCAGCGACGUGAUGGUGGAGGAUGAUGAACAGAGUUCCAUCACCGGAAUUGUUCAGCUGCUCGACAUGGAGGGCGUGACGGCGGCACAUGGCAUGCAGAUGACACCCGCGCUCGUCAAGAAGGCCAUGACCAUCUGGCAGGUGCGGCUGCGUGGAGACAAUUCUAAAACAGGGUUCUGGAGCCUUUUGGGACAGGUGGGGAUAAUUUCGUUACAGGUGUGCGGGGACAGGUUUGAAAGUACUGACAGGUUUGGGGACAGGAGUAGUUCUAAGGUCAUUUAUAUGAAGCCUAAGGGCGAUUCACACCCUACCCCGCGCAGCAUGUUCCUCCCAGUCCCCGGCCACGACCACCUGGGACGCAAAGUGGUGAUCAUCCGCACGGCUCUGCACGACCCCAGGACGACCACGAUGGACGAGGUGUUCAAGGCGACGAACCAGAUCAACGACGUGAUGGUGGAGGAAGAUGAACCGUGUUCCAUCACCGGGAUUGUUCAGGUGCUCGACAUGGAGGGCGUGACGGCGGCACAUGCCAUGCAGAUGACGCCAGCGCUCGUCAAGAAGGCCAUGACCAUCUGGCAGGUGUUCUGGGACAGGUGUGGCAUAGUGUGGCAAAGUACAGUAUGGAUUGAGGCAGAGGUUGCUGUUGAAGUAAAGUUUCUGUCGUUGUCUCCAGGGUUCGUUAUUGCUUUGUCCUUCGUAUCUGGUUUUGGUGUCUCUGUCCGCAGCGAGCGCAGUCUCCAUGAUGGGUGCAGCGUGAUGCUCCCUCUCCCCGGCUACGAUCGCUUGGGCAGGAAAGUCGUGUUCGGCCGCUGGGGUAUCUACGACCCCAAUAAAGUAUCCAUGGACGAGGUUAUGAAACUGGGGUCCAUGAUCUUUGACGUGCUGUUGGAGGAGGACGAGCAGGCGAGCGUAACGGGGGUUGUUAUCGCCGGGGACUGUACGGGCCUCACGCUCGCCCACGCCAUCGCCUACACGCCUGCCAUGGCCAAGAAGUCCAUGGUGUUGUGGCAGGUAAUGGAAGGUGACUCUGAGACCCCUCAUGCUGACCUAGACAGACCCUCUCCUGCCAGGUUGUUCCUUCCGCUGCGGGGCCUGUCGACGAGGGGCGCGCGCGUGGUGCUGAGUCGCCCCGCCCUCAGGGACCCCAACAAGACGGACAUGAACGACGCCGCGAAGGCCAUCCUCUUCAUGGUGGAUCUCCUGCUGGAGGAGGACGAGACGGUGGCCAUCACGGGCGUCGAGGUGAUCAUGGACGCCUCGUCGAUGACCUUCCAGCACGCGGCGCAGAUGAACCCUUCGCUCAUCAAGAAGGCGUCGACGAUCAUGCAGGUCCUCUCUCGUUUUGCUUCUGAAUUGCUUUUAAUGAUUUGUGCAAUGGGAAUCUUGCAAACGCGGUACAAUAAUUCAGCUUUUGGCAACCCCACGCAGAAGUUACAAACGCACAUAAUAGACUUAUUAACGAGCGCCCCGACCCGAUCCGACUCCAGCCUAGUGCUCCCGCUGCCGAGGCUAUCCGACGCCGCCCCGUUCUAUCUGCUCGCCCGACCCGGCCACCGUGACCCGGCCGCCACCACGAUGGAUGACCUGUCGAAGGUCAUCCAGCUGUCCCUACAGGUCAUCCAGGAGGACGACGAGCCGCUCAGUAUCACGGGGACGGUCCUCAUUAUCGACGUCGGCGAGUUGACGUUCCAGCACGCCGCGCAGAUGACGCCGCCGGCCGUUAAGAAGGCCCUCACCAUCCUGCAGGUUAAGGGGCGGAGGCUCUCAGGGGCGAGUUUAUUGCCUUCGUCCAUUCACGAAAAUAAUCGCUUUUCCUGUUUAAUCAACUCCUGCGUCUUACAGCUGGACGCUCGGUCACCUGAUGUUUCUGAAGGAGUGGCGUUCACGAGGCAUUUUUGGGAUGAAAUUCAGAUUCUCACAAAUGAACAUGAGAAGAGGAUCCACAUCCACGGCAGCGACCUCGAGAGCCUCCACAAGGAAGUCCCGAAAGAGAUUCUUCCCGCUGAGUACGGCGGCACCAACGGCACGGUCGAGGAUAUCAAGAACUACUGGCUCCAGCGCGUGGACGCCCGCCGCGACUGGCUUCUGGAGGACGAGAAGUACGGCGUGGACGAGUCGAAGCGCCCGGGAAAGGCCAAGACGUCGGCCGACCUCUUCGGGAUCGAGGGCUCCUUCAGGAAGCUCAACGUAGACUAGAGAUGGUUUAGCGAGGAGGGUGUGGACAGGAGAGGAGUCUUCCGUCGGUUAAGGAGCUCUUGGGAAGUGCGAGGAGGAGGAUAAUUUUGCUAUUGAUUAAAAGGUGUUUUGAGGAGCUCGAUAGAAUUACGAAACUGAUCCUUUGAUAUAUAUAUAUAUAUAUAUAUAUAUAUAUAUAUAUAUAUAUAUAUAUAUUAUAUAUAUAUAUAUAUAUAUAUAUAUAUAUAUAUAUAUAUAUAUAUAUAUAUAUAUAUAUAUAUAUAUAUAACGUCAGCUCAUCACUGUAAAAUCGAAUACAUUACGUGCUUCUGCCGCCCCGUGAAAAUAAAACUUAAUAGUAAUGUA